GGCCUCUUCUCCUGGUAACAGUGACAGGAUGAGUUUCUCCAGGGGAGGAUCGAGUUGGAUAUUAGGAGGAACUUCUCCACAGCAGUGGUCAUCGGCACAGCUGCUCAGGGGAAUGGUGGGGUCACCAUCCCUGGAGCUGUUCAGGAAAUGUGGAGACUGAGGGAUACACUCAGUGGGCAACAUCGGUGGUAGGAGGACAGUUGGACUAGGUGAUCUUGAAGGUCUUUUCCACCUUAAUGAUUCUAUGAUUUCCCCGGACGUGGACUGAAAAGCUGAGAGCUCUGCUAUGCAUCAGUCCUUGGUUGCUGGAAUUGCACACAGAAAAUAACACAGGUACGUGUAUGGGCUGCAACACUUGUUAUCCCACGCAGAGCUCUGCCAUUUCUGCGUCCCCAGCAGCGCCGUGCUCUGCUCUGAAGGCAGCUCGGCAUGCGGUGCAGCAGGGCAAUGCUGGAGCAGAGCUGCUGGGAGUGACCUCACACGCUGCUGCUUCACACAAGGUUGUCCCCCUGUCCUCGGAACACAACAGCGGGCUGAAGCACUCACAGUCAAUGUUAGUUGGCAGCCAUCGGAAAACAACUUCUUCGGGGUCUGUGAACGUCCCCUUUCGGGGCAGAGCACCAGCCCGAGGUAACGCUGAUACGGUUCCCUCCAUUGUUUCUUUUCCAACUGAAUUCAGCUGAACAAAGCCUCCUGCAUAAGCUGUGCUUCGGGAUGCAUCACUCGGCGUCCUUCUCCUCUCCAGCCCUUCCUCAGCUGCUCCAUGCGAGGCGAUGCCAGCGCAGCUCGGCGCGUCCAUCCCGUCACACACGGCACCGAGCGGGGGGACAGCGGCGGGCAGUGGGACGGCAUCACCCGGGUUCUGCAAGCUGUCAUUCACCCGGCACGGGGAAUUAUUUGUGCUGUUGAUUUAAAUGGCAAAGCGAACAGCUUCACUGCUCAGAAGCUGAAAUCUGCAGAGCCCAGGAGGGAGGCACCUCCAAAACAGCCCUCACUUAGCAACGAGCCCAGCUCUUGUGCUGUGUGCGGCUUAACUGCAAUAGCUUUUACUCUCUUUGACCUUCGGGGUGGCUUUAUUCCCUGGAUUUCCCAGGGCAACGAACACACACGGCUCCACAAGGCAGCGCUGCAGGCGCAGAACGCGAAAUGGCGGCCUGCGAACCCCCGCCUCUCUGUGCAUGGCCACGCCCACUCCUCGCAAAGCCACGCCCACUCUUCGCGUAGCCACGCCCCAACGCUCCCUUCGCGUUGUCGUUACGUCAGCAGCGCAGUAUCCAUAGCAACACCGCCGACGCUGCGCAACUUGCGGCCUCCCGCCAUGGCCGCGCUGGCCGACCCGCAGCAGGAGGAGGAAUUCCAGCGCUUCCUCCGCCGCGUGGACGACAUCAGCCGCCUGGUGCAGGGCUUGAGCUCUGAAGACGUCGCUGUCCGGGACGGAGCGAUCGCCGAGGCGGACCGACGGCUCCGGGAGCAGCGGGGCAGCGAGCAGAGCGCGGCCGGGGCGGACAGGACGGCCAUCAGCACCCGCCGUCCCGCACGGGAUUCUGUGAACAUAGAGGCAGUGCACACAGAGGGCUUCCUGGCUGCUUUGGAGAAGGAUGCAAAAGAACGAGCUAAACGAAGGAAGAGAAAUGAACGCUUAGCAAAUGCUCUGAAGGAGAAGGGAAACGAUGCCUUCAGGAAAGGGGACUACAACACAGCUGCCCAGAGAUACACUGAUGGCCUGCAGAUACUGAAGGACGUGCCGGAGCUGUACACCAACAGAGCACAGGCCUACCUGAAGAUGCAUGAAUAUGGAAAAGCCAUUGGUGACUGUGAGUGGGCGCUAAAGUGCAGUGCAAAAUGCAUUAAAGCCUAUUUUCUAAUGGGGAAAGCUCACCUGGCGCUUAAGCACUACGAUGAGUCCAGGCAGUGCUACCAGAAGCUCUUACAGCUUGAUCCCCAAAAGGAAAGUUUAUUUAAAGAUUGCAUGAAUGAGGUUAACUUGGAGGAAAAAAGAAUGCAAGAGGAAGACAGAGCAAUGAAAGCAUUUCAGUCUGGAAAACAUGCAGCUCUGUCUAUAAAUGAUCUGCUGCAGAAACUCAACAGGCCAGACCAGAAUAUCCUCUACUAUACGGGAGGGAUCCAUGUUCUGACAGGAGCUGUGAAGGAGUGCACUGAGCAAACUUUAUUUAGAACAAACAAUGGGUUCAGUAUCAUCAAUGACAACGAGGUCAUCAGACGGGGCUUCUGUGCAGAAAGAAAGAGCACUGCUGAAGUGGAUCUGUGUGUUUCUCUUCUCUCCCUUUGGCAAGCUGUCUGCGCUGGGAAUGAAGAAAAUCAGCGGCUGCUGUUGACUCACCCUGAUGUGAAUGCACAGCUGUUGGAAUUGCUGUGUUCUGGUGUAUUGGAGAUCCAAAAGGAGACGCUGGCACUCAUUGCUCUCUAUUCAGAGAAUGAGAAUGGGAGGAGACUGUUGGUCAGGCACCAGGACCUAUCCAGAUGGCUGCAGAUAUUGGUGAUGUUCGUCAACAGCACUGAUGCCAGAGCUAGCAGUGCCAUGAGUAUACUGUCGGAUUUAAUUCAAGAGGAAAAGUUCAAAGCACAGUGUCGCCUCACAUUUUCCACAUCUGUUUUACCACUGUUCACCCAACUGCUGGCCUCAGCCAAGCUGGUGGACCAAGCAGCCCUCUCACGUUGCAUUGGCAUCAUGGGGAACCUGUGUGCAGAUGCAGCCAUCCGAGUGCAGAUGGCAGAGUGCAACGAGUGCUGGCAAGCCUGCUUACAGCUGGUGGAUGGAUGUGCUGAUGUUGACACACCCAAAUAUCGGGAGUGUGUGUUUGCAGUGCUGGGCCUCAUGAUGAACCUACUGCUUGAAUCAAACUCCAUCAUCCAGUGCCUUGCUGUGGACAUACCUGGCAGAUGCAUGUCCCUCCUCAGAGACCAGGAUGGAAGAACUGUGACAAGAGCCAUUGGAGUGCUGAGUCGCAUCCUGGCAGCAUCCUCACUGGCAGUAGAAGAAGCAGUGAAAGGAGGAGUGGUGAAGAAAAUGAUCAAAUUCUUGAAGGCUGGAGGACAGACCACAUCCAGUUACGCUAUAAAGACUCUUUCCAUCUGCACAAGAAGUAGCAGACAAGCCCAGGAAGAGGUGGUGAAGUCAGAUAAGAAGUUUGGCGUGCUGUUGAAGCUCUUGGACUCAGAAAAUGAAAUGAUUGUGGGAAAUGCUGCUUUCUGCCUUGGGCAGUGCCUCGUUGUUCCUGGAGCAGCAGCAUCCUUACUGAAUUCCAACAUUGUGAUGGCUCUGUUGAAACACGCUGGUGGUGAUGCUGCAAGAACUUCAGUGCAGGAGAAUGCAGCAAUUGCUCUGGGGAAGCUGUGUGUUGCAGAACCAAGGCAUAUUUUUCAACUGCGGGAGCUCAAUGGCAUGGCCAUCCUCAACUCCUCUAUGAAAUAUGUGCACAGCUCCUGACGUCCCCCAGAGAGCUUUGAUAAAUGCUGUUCAUAUCCCUUGCUGUUCCAUGUUUUCUUCUUUUCUUAAUAAAGCUCAUUCAGAGCAGAUAACCUUU
Molecule: messenger RNA, 3545 nt
Organism: Phasianus colchicus (ring-necked pheasant)
Lineage: Eukaryota; Metazoa; Chordata; Aves; Galliformes; Phasianidae
Gene: TTC12
Product: tetratricopeptide repeat domain 12
Biological process (GO): sperm axoneme assembly; axonemal dynein complex assembly
Cellular component (GO): cytoplasm; centrosome
Molecular function (GO): protein binding
Source: RefSeq, a predicted model, not a curated record